Molecule: messenger RNA, 2360 nt
Organism: Microcebus murinus (gray mouse lemur)
Lineage: Eukaryota; Metazoa; Chordata; Mammalia; Primates; Cheirogaleidae
Gene: SLC6A14
Product: solute carrier family 6 member 14
Biological process (GO): (R)-carnitine transmembrane transport; beta-alanine transport; amino acid import across plasma membrane
Cellular component (GO): plasma membrane
Molecular function (GO): beta-alanine transmembrane transporter activity; alanine transmembrane transporter activity; (R)-carnitine transmembrane transporter activity
Source: RefSeq, a predicted model, not a curated record
GGGCCGGGGCAGGUGAUUGCUACAUGUAGGCUUACCUGGGGAAAAACCAGAGCUUCACUUUGGUCUGUUCCGGUAUUUGACACGACUGGGUGCCCAGGAGGGGGAGGAGAGAGCUUCCCUUCAUAAAUGGUCCCACCCCUGGGCAAGGUGGCUCACUUUGGCAGGUAGGAACAGAGGAGUGUGCACCUGCCACCAGUCAAGCUCAGCCAGACUGCGAGAGGAGGCAAGGCGGAUCAAGCGAGGGAGUGAGUGAACCAUGGACAAGUUGAAGUGCCCCAGCUUCUUCAAGUGCAGGGGAAAAGAGACAGUGACAGCUUCAUCAGAGAACUUCCAUGUUGGUGAAAAUGAUGAGAAUCAGGACCGUGGUAACUGGUCCAAAAAAUCAGAUUAUCUUCUGUCUAUGGUUGGAUAUGCAGUGGGAUUGGGAAAUGUGUGGAGAUUUCCAUAUCUGACCUACAACAAUGGCGGAGGUGCCUUCUUGAUACCUUAUGCAAUUAUGCUAGCACUGGCUGGUUUACCUUUGUUCUUCCUGGAAUGUUCACUGGGACAAUUUGCUAGCUUAGGUCCAGUUUCAGUUUGGAGGAUUCUUCCAUUGUUUCAAGGUGUGGGAAUUACAAUGGUCCUGAUAUCCAUUUUUGUGACAAUCUAUUACAAUGUCAUAAUUGCCUAUAGUCUUUACUAUAUGUUUGCUUCUUUUCAAAGUGAACUACCAUGGAAAAAUUGUUCUUAUUGGUCAGAUAAAAACUGUAGCAGAUCACCUAUAGUAACUCACUGUAAUGUGAGUACAGGAAUGGGAUAUAUCAUCCAAAUGAAUAAAAGCUGGGUAGAUACUAACAAUUUUACCUGCAUCAAUGGCAGUGAAGUUUAUCAGCCAGGGCAGCUUCCCAGUGAACAAUAUUGGAAUAAAGUGGCACUCCAACGGUCAAGUGGAAUGGAUGAGACUGGAGUAAUUGUGUGGUAUUUAGCACUUUGUCUUCUUCUGGCUUGGCUGAUAGUUGGAGCAGCAUUAUUUAAAGGAAUCAAGUCUUCUGGCAAGGUGGUAUAUUUUACAGCUCUUUUCCCCUAUGUGGUCCUGCUCAUCCUAUUAAUACGAGGUGCAACACUAGAAGGUGCAUCAAAAGGCAUUUCAUACUACAUUGGAGCACAGUCAAAUUUUACAAAACUUAGGGAAGCUGAGGUAUGGAAAGAUGCUGCCACUCAAAUAUUUUACUCCCUUUCAGUGGCUUGGGGUGGCUUAGUUGCUCUGUCAUCUUACAACAAGUUCAAUAACAACUGCUUCUCUGACGCCAUUGUAGUUUGUUUGACAAACUGUCUCACUAGUGUGUUUGCUGGAUUUGCUAUAUUUUCUAUAUUGGGACACAUGGCUCAUAUAUCUGGAAAGGAAGUCUCUCAAGUUGUAAAAUCAGGUUUUGACUUGGCAUUCAUUGCUUAUCCAGAAGCUCUAGCCCAACUCCCAGGUGGUCCAUUUUGGUCCAUACUAUUUUUCUUCAUGCUUUUAACUUUGGGUCUUGAUUCUCAGUUUGCUUCCAUUGAAACGAUUAUAACAACAAUUCAAGAUUUAUUUCCCAAAGUGAUGAAGAAAAUGAGAGUUCCCAUAACGUUGGGUUGCUGCUUGAUUUUGUUUCUACUUGGUCUCAUGUGUGUGACUCAGGCUGGAAUUUACUGGGUUAAUCUGAUUGACCACUUCUGUGCUGGAUGGGGCAUUUUGAUUGCAGCUAUACUGGAAAUAGUAGGAAUCAUCUGGAUUUAUGGAGGGAACAGAUUCAUUGAAGAUAUAGAAAUGAUGAUUGGAGCAAAGAGGUGGAUAUUCUGGCUAUGGUGGAGAGCUUGCUGGUUUGUCAUUACGCCUAUCCUUUUGAUUGCAAUUUUUAUCUGGUCACUGGUACAAUUUCAAAGACCCGAGUAUGGUGAUAUUCCAUACCCUGACUGGGGAGUGGCUCUAGGCUGGUGUAUGAUUAUUUUCUGCAUUAUUUGGAUUCCAGUUAUGGCUGUUGUAAAAAUAAUUCAGGCUAAAGGAAAUAUCUUUCAACGCAUUGUAAGCUGCUGUAGACCAGCUUCUAACUGGGGUCCAUACCUGGAACGACAUCGUGGGGAGAGAUAUAAAGACAUGAUAGAUCCUAAUAAAGAGACUGACCAUGAAAUACCUACUAUUAGUGGCAGUAGAAAACCUGAAUGAGAUCUCCUUUUAAAAGAUACAUGGUCGUAUAAUGUGAUUUUUUUAGAGUAGGGGCAAAUUUUAUUUAUUUGUAUGUUAAUUGAGUAGAAAAUGUAUAUACUAUAUUCAUAACUAUAUUCAUAAUAGUGUGAUAAGUGUUUUCCCAUUUAAGCAGGAAUGCAAUAUAAAAAUGUGAAUCUAUUAA